AUAAAUAGUGUUUGAUUGUUUACCUUUUGUUUGCACUUGAAGACAAUCUGAUGAGAGAUUAACUUAAUUUUUUGAUUUUCUUUUCUAAUUGUUUGUUAAUUACAAUGAUGGAAAUUCGAUUAAUUGUUCUAUUCUUACUUUACCUGUUAAUUGUUCCAACACCAAUGUGCUCAAGUGGAUACAGGAGGAGAGGUCAAAGGUUUAUCCUUUCUCUCGGUGGUGGUCUUCUUGGAUGUAGACUUAAGACAGUGACGAUUCCUCUUCACUUUCCAAUUCUUCAUCAUGAUUAUCAUCAUCAUCAUAAUCACCAUAAUCAUCAUACACACCAUGGUGGUGGACAUCAUCAUCACUCCUCACACCAUCAUAAACCUGACCAUUGGUCAUCUCGUAAUGAUAUUAUACCAUUACAUGGUAAAUGGCAUUAUCCAAAUCAUUACAUUCAUCAUCCAUUAGUAUGGGUUUAGGACGAAGUGUUUUCCUUGAAAUGUCCAAAAUGAACUUUAAGAAAUAUUUAUUGGUUUUAAUUAGAUUGAUGGAGAAAAUGUAUUUUCUUUAAUUACCUUUUGUAAUCUUUCAAAUUGUUUAUCAUUAUUAUUAUUCUGUUAAAAUUAACUCUAAAAUAUAUAAACAUGUAAAUUUCCCGCUCCAAAGUGACCAGAGUUUGAUUACUUUUGGUACCAAUCAAUUUACUAUCACUGAUGUCACAAAGCCUUCAAUAGGUCACCUGUGGUCAAGAUAUUUUGAGAAUUGACCUAACCUUUAGAGUGGAAGAUAAAAUGUAUUGAUAAUUUGUUAAUUUUCACGAUAACUAUAAGUUCCAAGAGCCAACGAUUGAUUAAUCGAGCCAUAAUUUUAAUCUAACGAAGGUGAACAAUUUAAAUUGGACCAAUUAACUGGGAAUCUCAUCAAUUUUAUCAACUAUCUGUUGUUUAAUUUUCUUAAUUAUACUGGAAUCAACGACCGAUGCUCAUCAUUUUCAACGGCGAACAAAAAGUUUGUCCAAAUUUAUGUAUCGAAACUUAAAAGAGACCAAAUUGUUUCCGUUCCUCAAGAAGCAAAUUAAAAAGUACUCAAAGUAAUUAGAGACAUGAAACAA
Messenger RNA from Panonychus citri (citrus red mite), 1096 nucleotides. RefSeq lists its product as uncharacterized. The record is from RefSeq and is a predicted model, not a curated record. Lineage: Eukaryota; Metazoa; Arthropoda; Arachnida; Trombidiformes; Tetranychidae. Bases 105 to 464 code for a protein of 119 amino acids. The transcript is spliced from 3 exons.